Molecule: messenger RNA, 3684 nt
Organism: Oncorhynchus keta (chum salmon)
Lineage: Eukaryota; Metazoa; Chordata; Actinopteri; Salmoniformes; Salmonidae
Product: TBC1 domain family member 10A-like
Exons: 9
Coding region: 810-2453 (547 amino acids)
Source: RefSeq, a predicted model, not a curated record
UGACACUUGAGUCUUCCCUUACCAUAGAGUGGUCAUAAUAGUUUAGGUCCAACUGUUCGAACAAUACAGACGUUUUCGCGAGAAGGCAGAUUUUCGGAACGCGUGAAUCGACUAAUGGAUUUCUUAAACGAAGCAGGGAGGAGGGACCUACCUUUUGCAACUGUUUUGGACUAAUUACACCCUGAACACAGACUAAAUGAGACAGCCGAACUUCCCCCCCAGGCGAGGAAACGGAAUCCAUGGACCAGGAAGGAAGGAAUGACACUAAAACGUUGUUUAGCUUGCUUCACCGACAUAACAAACACAAAUGUCACAUUUGUGGUGAAUUGUGCUAGUUAGAUUAACAUGUAGUCGAUGGAAGUUAUUUCAACCUAGCAUGCGUCUUUAUGCGUUAACUUACUAGCGAACUAAUACAUCAUUGACACAUCACAAGCUAACUAGGCUAACGCGUUAGUCAGCUUUGAAAGGCUGGAAAGUCAACACCAUAUGGGGGAUUUUGCGGUAUUUACUCAUUUGGCUCGCUCAGAGAUCAUGUUAAGUAUUUGUUUGUGUUAAUAACCAGAUAAAGUAACUAGCUAGUUAACGGUAGUAGCUAGUUACAGUAGCUAACUAACUUUUUUUUUUUUAAGUCGAUUAGUCCUGACAGGCUAUUUGCUAGCGGCUAACACUAGCUAACUAACGCUAGCCUAGCUACGUGUUCCAUGCCAUGGCAAUGGUUUUGUUUGUUUGGAAACUUUCGUCUGGUUUCAUACUGUUGGUUGUGACCGUGCCAACGAAAUAACGUUAGCUUUGGUUAUUUUUGAGCUAUCAUGGCUAAAAUAGAGAAUGGUCGCAAGUCGGCCGACUCUAGAAGUAUCAGGACAAUUAGCAGCAGUCAUAUGGACGACGAGAGCUCCCUUGGCUCAGACUCCGAGAUCAAUGGCUUCACCAACGACAGGCAUACGGAUAAAUAUGGAUUUAUUGGAGGGGCGCAACAGUAUUCAGAAGAAUCGGCUCAGGACGUCCCUCCAGAGGUUUUGAGACAGCGAGAGGUCAAGUGGCUGGACAUGCUCAGCAACUGGGACAAAUGGAUGGUCAAGAGACACAAAAAGGUGAGACUGCGGUGUCAGAAAGGGAUUCCUCCCUCACUGCGAGGCCGUGCUUGGCUUUACCUGUCAGGGGGAAAAGUGAAGAGGGAACAGAACCGAGGGAAGUUCGAGGAGCUGGACAGUCAGGCUGGAGACCCGAAGGAGCUGGAUGUGAUUGAGAAAGACCUGCACAGACAGUUCCCCUUCCAUGAGAUGUUUGUGUCACGGGGGGGCCACGGGCAACAGGACCUGUUCCGUGUUCUGAAGGCCUACACACUGUACAGGCCAGAGGAGGGCUACUGUCAAGCCCAGGCCCCCAUUGCUGCUGUGCUGCUCAUGCACAUGCCUGCUGAGGAUGCGUUCUGGGGGCUGGUCCAAAUUUGUGAGAAGUACCUUCCUGGAUACUACAGUGCUGGGCUGGAGGCCAUUCAGUUAGAUGGAGAAAUCCUGUAUGCCUUGACUCGGCGCGUCUCCCCUUUAGUCUACCGUCACCUGGAGAAACACAAGAUGGAGCCCAUCCUCUACAUGACAGAGUGGUUCAUGUGUGCCUUCUCCCGCACCCUGCCCUGGGCCUCUGUGCUCCGCGUCUGGGACAUGUUCCUCUGUGACGGUGUGAAGAUCAUCUUCCGGGUGGGCCUGGUGCUGCUGAAAUGCAUGCUGGGUACCCGUGAGAAGCUGAAGGCGUGUCAGGGCCAGUAUGAGACCAUGGAGCUGCUGAGGGCCAUAGAGCCACGCUACAUGCAGGAGGGCUUCCUAGUCAGGGAGGUUCUGGAGGUGCCUGUGUCAGAGCGGGACGUUGAAAGGGAGCACCAUGUUCAGCUGAAGCGCUGGAGGAAGAACCGUGGUGAGCUUCACUGCAAGUCCCCUCCCAGAAUGCACGGUGCUAGGGCUAUUAUGGCUUCGGAGCCUCCCAGUCGCCAGGACCUGCGUCAGAACCCCACCAUAAUCGUAGAGUCGCCCCUGCCUCCCCCUCAGCCUACACCUCGGCUGAAGAAGGGAGAGAAGAGCAAGGAGGAGAAGAGCAAGAAGAAAGGAAGUAUGAAGAAAGCCCCUACUGUCAUGGAGAUCCCCAACCCUUAUCCUUUAGCCGGUGACCCCCAGAGAGAUCCCCAGCUUCCACUGAGAGAUCCCCAGCUUCCACUGAGAGAUCCCCAGCUUCCACUGAGAGAUCCCCAGCUUCCACUGAGAGAUCCUAUGCCUACUCUCAGAAACGCAACAGUACAGCAGCCCCUCGUCAAUGACACACUCCUCCCAAACACACCUGAAGACUCUCCACCGCCACACCAACCAACGCUUAACGACCAGUCUCUUCUAACAGUGUCACCCCUCCAGAAGUCCACACAGAGCCUGAGUAGCAUAGAGGCAGAUCAGGACACAUACCUGUAGCUCUUGCUUUGGGCAGAGGGUGGAACAGCAUGUCUGAAACUGGGCACGAUGGGUACAAGGUGGAGGAGUGAAUAGUAAAAGAGAAACUGGAACAAUCCCUGUGUUAUCCUGGACAUGACUCACUUCCACAAUGAGUCUAAAUCUGAUGUCACCCAGACACAAAAAGCCUUGCUCUGCCCCAGGCCAGGCAUAUGUGCCCCCUGACCUCUUGUGGGAGAUUCCAGGAUGGCUCUACGGAGGAUGUUCCAGUUGUCAUUGGGACGAUCUCAAUGGCAUACUACUUGCGUCCUCUUUCCUCGUCUCCUUCUCAAAAGCCAUAGGAUGAGAAAGCCAGAGGUCUCUCCCCUCUGACUUUCUCCUCCAGUGGGUUUUGAGAAGGAGAUGAGGACACAAGGAUUAUGACAUUGAGAUCUUCCCAUUCACUCGCUCACUUUAGGCCCUCUGCAUGCCAACCAAGCCCUCUGUCUGUUUACCAGGCAUUAGCACAGCUCCGCCAUCAACCUGCAACUGGGUGUAUCAUGGCCAAUGGCACUGCUGCCCAACCAUGUGCCACAAUUGUAUAUUUUUCUAUAGAUGUUUUUUUCUUCCCUGCUUGCUUUUAAGACACCGUGUUGCCUGGACCACACAGUCAGCAGCAUUCACUAAUGCGUCACUUCUAAGUGUUCUACUUUAAUCCAUAUGUUACCUCUUCAUUAUUCUUUACUCUGACUAUUAGUGAUGUGAAAGGGAGACAUGUUACUCAUUUACUGGUAGUGUAAUUAUUGUAUACAUGAUGCAUUCCUUUUUAAACAUGUCAAAGACCACCCAAUAGUGUACCAGGUUCUAGGGUUUUACUCAACCUGCCUUUGUUUGGGCAAAAUGCGUGUUUAAAAAAAAAUAUAUAUUAAUUCAAAUCUCCAAAUCACCUGUGGUGUGUAAGAAAUAGGAAUGCUUAAGAAAGAGAGAAAUAUUGUUUAUAGUCCCAGUUAGCCUUGGUGAUAAGCAAAUAGCGCUUCCAUUCUUCAACACCAGAGAGCAGCCUUGGUAUGUGCUUCCAUCUGUUACAUUCCCCUUCCUAAAAAGGAACGCACAACAAUCUUGUCUCAAAUUUACAAUACGAGGACAUACACUCCCUAUCAAUUCCGUACUUUCCAUACUUUCAAAGGAACUUCGUUAGCAUGUUUUACUUUCCAGUGAAACAUGACAUGUGCCUCGUACGUGUGCAUAAAUCCUCCGGACCAGCGCGACUUGU